Molecule: messenger RNA, 3395 nt
Organism: Amblyraja radiata (thorny skate)
Lineage: Eukaryota; Metazoa; Chordata; Chondrichthyes; Rajiformes; Rajidae
Product: ALS2 C-terminal-like protein
Exons: 27
Coding region: 213-3095 (960 amino acids)
Biological process (GO): endosomal transport; regulation of GTPase activity
Cellular component (GO): cytoplasmic vesicle; cytoplasm
Molecular function (GO): small GTPase binding; guanyl-nucleotide exchange factor activity
Source: RefSeq, a predicted model, not a curated record
CCUCAUCGAGGCAGUCAACACCAGAGGGGAAGCAAGCAUCUGUGUAAUCCACACACACACACACACCCUCGCUCUGCCAAGCCUUGAUCACCAACCCACCCAGCAUCACCACUUCAGCAGAAGAGCAGCAGCAGCAGCAGCAGCAGCCGGCGGGACGUGAGGCUGAGGGCGGCCUGCUGAACAAGAUGGAGGAGCGGAAGGUGAGGUGAGGCAUGAUCAUGGAGCCUGGCGGUCGCAGGCAGCGGGCAGAGUCCAACCUCCGGCCCCACCUCUCCAGGUUCACCGCCGGGAGGAUGCCCCCUUGCUCCAAACCACUGUCCAGCACCAGGACAGCUGUGCGCCCAGGGCCAGAUGUGAAGGAGAAAUGCCAACGAGAAGCUGCCUACCUCUUCAAGUUGGAGCAGGCCUUCAAGAAUCAGUUGUCGGACAUUAAAGCCCAGAUUCUGCAGCCACUGGUCAAAGCUGACGCUGCUGAUCUGAAGUCACGGGCUCACCUGAAGGAGCACCUGUCUGUAUUGGAGACGACUUUAGAUGUUCUGUGUGAUCGGGCAGAGGACCACUGCUCGCACCUGAAUGAAAGCCUCCGUUCUUCAACCCACAGAGAGCUCUACCUGGUCAAAGAUGCUCAACACCUGAAGGAGGUUUACAUCACAUACUUCACGACUUUCACAAACUAUGCUGUUCUCAGUGGCUUCGAGCACAUUGCCAAACAAACCAGUGACCAUUGGAAGAGGAACAAGAACACUCUGAAACAUUACCACAAGGAUUCAUCUUCCAUUUCUAUGAGCUUGCACCGUAUCCUCCACGAGCCCGUGCGUUUUCAGGUGCAGAAGUACAUUGAUAUCCUCAGGAAACUCAGCUGGGGCUUGGAAAAGAACCCGGAGGUCAAACCUAUCGCAGAAGCGCUGGUGACUUUCAUCGAUCUCGACAAGUGGAUCCAGCAGUCUCUGGAUGUGGCGACCUCCACCAAAACUCUCUGGAGCUCACUCGGAAGCAAACUAACUGACCCUCCUUUAUCCUUUUACCCAAUGUAUGGGAACCAAGAACUAGAGGAGCUAGGUUUAAGGAAUCGGUUGAAGAUCAUUGUGCCAGACGAAGAAUUUAUUUACAACAUGCGGGACUCCAAGAGUCUGAUGGUGUGGCUUUGGAAGCUGAAGCAAGCGAUCAGACAGUGCUUGGGGGGCAAGCUGGACUACCCGCUGUGGGGCGAGGGCAGCAUGGAGAAAACCUGCCCGGUGCCGGCUCGACGCUUUGCCACCUACACCUUCGUCAGCCAUCCUCGAUUUACCGAUGCCACCUACGAAGGGGACUGGCACACGGGCAAACCUCAGGGCAGUGGAAUCAUGAAGUGGCCAGAUGGACGAAACUAUGCCGGACAAUAUGAAGGAGGUCAGGAGCAUGGGUUCGGUGUACACGUCGCGCCCGGAACUCCAGAGACCUUCGACUGCUACAAAUGCCACUGGAAAAUGGGAAAGAUGUGUGGAUACGGUAUCUGUGAGUAUGGAAACAGCACGGUUUAUAAAGGUUACUUCCAAGACAAACAAAGACAUGGAUUUGGAAUUCUAAAAAACUCCGGGUUGAAAAAUCAUCCCUUCAUGUACGUGGGGCACUGGGAAAACGACAAGAAAUCAGGAUAUGGAGUGUUGGAUGAUCCUGACCGAGGAGAGAGGUACAUUGGGUCCUGGUUGGAAGACUGCAGACAUGGAGAUGGCAUUGUUAUCACUCAGUCAGGACUCUGUUAUGAAGGAACCUUCCACAACAACAAAAUGAUGGGUCCUGGGACAAUUAUGUCGGAGGAUGACUCUGCUUACGAAGGGGAGUUCACAGAGGAUCUAGUGCUGACUGGAAAGGGAAAGCUGACCUUCAGCAGCGGUUACGUCAUUGAGGGGAUGUUCAGCAACAAGUGGGGGAGCGGGCUGAAGACAAGCGGGAUGUUCUCAAAACCGCCCAGUGAGACGAACCCCGUCGUCACCAGCAAGCUUCAACUAGGCAGCCACCUCACGCCGGCCAGAGACCGCUGGAAAGGAAUCUUCGAUCAGUUCUGGGAGUUCAUCAAAUCCGGGUCGGAUGAAAGCUCCUUGGAAUCAUUCCUUGGGUUUCACUCCGAGAAUGUGAAGGAACGUCGGAAGAACGUUGAGUACCGGGUGCCCGCUGCAAAGGUGGACUCACUCUCCCCGACGGCCUCUCUGCAAUUUAACCCUUGUGACGGGACAAAUGAUGCCAACUCUGGUACAGUCAUGCAGAAUCAGGGCUACUUGGCUGAGAUACAAUGGAUGAAGCAGUACUUGGAAAAGAUGUUUGAGUCGACCAGCCACCCGCUGGGAACGUUGCUGCGGAAACUGGUCCAGGUGUUCCAGUAUACCUAUUCCGGUAUUUGUAUGUACAAACGGCUACUCACCAUCGCACAGCAAGACGUGGUGUCACACGCAGUUCAGCUCUUUGAGUUGGCCAGGCAUUUCUUGCCCACGUCACUGGAAAAAGAAUAUUAUUCCGACGUAGGUGACAUCAGCGAUGAACUGAACGCUUACACGGUGAUUAUUCCCAUCAUCCUACCACGGUUCUACCCGGACCUCUUCAUGCUUUACAUGCUGUACCACGAGGCUGACGACUCCAGCUACUGGAGGGGCAUCCUACACCUGGAGAAUCUCUCCGACACUAAGCUACUGGAGCUGCUGGAAGUACAAAAGAUCCUGUGGCCACUUCAAGACCUGCAUCUGACGAAUAACCAGAGGAUUUCCAUCGUGAAGGAUGUUUGUUUCACCUCCGCCAUCCUGUGUUUCCAGAAAAUCAGUACCACGGCGGACCCUCAGCUGAAACUGGAGACCUUGAUGAAAACCUACCAUGAAAUCGAGAGGACCGUGUCUCGAGUGUUGAACAGGGAGUAUAAUCUCCCCAUGGACGACUUACUGCCACUGCUGGUUUAUGUGGUGUCCAGAGCAAAAAUCCAACAUCUUGGAGCUGAACUCCACCUAAUUCGAGACAUGAUGGAUCCUACCACUGUGGGUGGAAUGAACGACUUCCUGCUGACUGCUCUAGAUUCUUGCUACCAGCACAUUCAGAGAGAGGAAAUCCGACCCAGCAGUUUGCCCAAAUGAUGGACCAUGAGGAGAGGGAACUGGGGGAGACUUGUGACGGGAACGCUGAUCAUGGGGAACGUGGAACGCUGAUCGAGCAGGGAGGUGCGGGCGAACAGACGCUCCUCCAGCACCUCGUUUGACGUAUAAACAGUAUCAGGCAGAAACUGAACCAAGCUGAAAAUCACUUCAAACGGGCAGCAUGGUAGUACAGCGCCAGAGUGUCUGGUUCAAUCCUGACUAUACGGAGUUUGCACGUUCUCCCCGUGACCUGCAUGGGUUUUCUCCAGGAGCUCCAGUUUCCUCCCACACUCCAAUGAC